Dovyalis caffra is the source of this 480-nucleotide messenger RNA. NCBI's taxonomy places the organism in Eukaryota, Viridiplantae, Streptophyta, Magnoliopsida, Malpighiales, Salicaceae. The record is from the annotation of a GenBank genome assembly.
AUGGAUCCAAACGAAAUGAGGUAUUUGGAGGAUGAUGAUACUCCGACGAUGAAAACAAUCAAGGGUGCGACUAUGGGUUUGGUUACCGGAACUAUAUGGGGGACUAUUGUUGCAACUUGGUAUGAUGUGCCUCGUGUUGAGAAACACGUUGCACUUCCCGGAUUGAUAAGGACACUCAAGAUGAUGGGUAACCAUGGCUUGACUUUUGCUGCGAUUGGUGGUGUUUACAUUGGUGUGGAGCAGCUUGUGCAGCAUUAUAGGAUGAAGAGAGAUUUUGUUAAUGGAGCUGUUGGUGGUUUCGUUUCUGGAGCUACCAUUCUAGGAUACAAAGGAAGAAACAUCAAAACAGCUAUUUCAGCUGGAGCAGCACUUGCUGUUACUUCUGCACUCAUUGAUUCUGGAGGUCAGACCACAAGAAUAGACACUGGCAAGGAGUAUUACCCCUACACUACCAAGAAAAGAUCCACUGUUGAGGGAUAA